This is a messenger RNA of Leptosomus discolor (cuckoo roller), 510 nucleotides long. The record is from RefSeq and is a predicted model, not a curated record. Lineage: Eukaryota; Metazoa; Chordata; Aves; Leptosomiformes; Leptosomidae.
AGCGGCUGGCAUUCCAGUGAAGGAAAGGGUGAAGGUAUCUCAGAACUGGAGGCACGGACGCUGCCGGAGGGAGACGGUCUUGAAAUGGAAAUGCAAUUUGAUGCCUUGGAUGGAGCUGGAUGGCGAGUAUCUCUACCUGUCUCAAGCGGAGAGCAUCCAGGCCUACCGUCUCUGUCCAGACCGUGCAGGUUUGCAGCGUCACCCUCAGGCUAUCUUCUCUGGCCACCAGGAGGACGUAUGUCGCUUUGUUCUUGUCAACUCCCACAUCGUCAGUGGAGGGGGAGAUGGAAAUAUUGUCCUUCACAAGAUCCAUGGCUCCUACAGCAUCCAGUUCUCUGCGCAUGAACAGGAGGUGAACUGCGUGGACUUCCAAGGUGGUCUCAUUGUCAGCGGCUCCCGGGACAGAACAGCAAAGGUUUGGUCCCUGUCCGCGGGCAGAGUUGGGCAGUGUCUACAUACAGUGCAGACAGAGGAUCGAGUGUGGUCCAUUGCUAUCAGCCCAUUAUUAAG